Molecule: messenger RNA, 2605 nt
Organism: Daldinia vernicosa
Lineage: Eukaryota; Fungi; Ascomycota; Sordariomycetes; Xylariales; Hypoxylaceae
Product: alpha/beta-hydrolase
Exons: 6
Coding region: 424-2343 (639 amino acids)
Source: RefSeq, a predicted model, not a curated record
GCCUUCUCGAACUUUAAACAAAUCUAAGAAAUCUAAUAUUUAUUUACCUGUUUACCUAUUCAAAAAUCACAACCUUAAUAUCAACUUACCAUCUAUUUCUACUUUUAGAUAUUAACCUUCAUGGGUAUUGAAAUGUCAAUUGUCUGUCUUUCUUGAGCUUAGCUUGCUGCAAUCCUAUUCGCAUAUUCGCAUGUGACAUCACCAAGACCUACCUACACCGCGACAGCUAUUUCUUUUUCCAUAACAUCGCCCAAUCUCCAAUCUCCCUCGAGAAUCGUAAUUCCUCAUUCGUAGAGGUAAUACUUUUGGAUGGUAUCUUAGCUAGACGGAAGGAAAAUGAACAGCUUAUUGCGAUAGCGCAGCGCUAAACUGGCAUCCAACGUCUUCUAUCCCUACUUGAAUACCAAACACAUCGAAACCAAAAUGCCCUUACCGUUUCUUGGUCGAUUGGACAUCGCCGAAUAUUUUGCCCUCGUGGGCUCCUUCUUUCUUGUUGGGCUCGAGGCCCUGAUCCGAGUGUUAACGCUAGCGUUACCAUCCUCGUUGUUGAAUCUUUUCUACCGAGCCUCGCGACGGUUAUUUAAUAGAUUGACCUCGCCGGCGCAGAAAAGAGCCGAGCAGAGAAGGAAAUCCAUCUCGACGUCGGUUCGAAAUGCCUCCGAUUUCGUUGACCUCUGUGCCAUGUACGGCUACACGGCCGAGGAACAUGUGCUACAAACAAAAGAUGGGUACCUACUUGGAAUACACCGUCUUGCAUGGAAGAAGGGCGAGGAAGACAUGAAAGUCAACGACGGGCCCGCCAGUCUGAAGAAGCGCGUCGUUUAUCUUCACCAUGGCCUCCUCAUGAAUAGCGAAGUUUGGGUUUGCCUCACCGACGCCCAGAGGUCUCUGCCCUUUGUGUUAGUGGAAAGAGGUUUCGACGUUUGGCUGGGUAACAACCGUGGGAACAAGUACUCUAAAAAGUCGAUUAAGUAUCCCCCUACUACGCCCGAAUUUUGGAACUUCUCAAUCGAUGAGUUCGCUUUUCAUGAUAUCCCAGACUCGAUCAACUACAUCCUAGAGAACACAAAGCAGCAGUCCUUAUCCUACAUUGGCUUCUCGCAGGGCACCGCGCAAGCUUUUGCUAGCUUAGCGGUGCACCCUAAAUUGAAUGAGCAGGUCAAUGUAUUCAUAGCAUUGGCACCGGCUAUGUCACCUGCCGGUUUGAAUAAUGGCAUCGUCGAUGCUCUCAUCAAAGCCUCGCCCCAGGUCCUCUUCCUUCUCUUUGGCCGACGUUGCAUUCUCUCGUCUGCUACGAUGUGGCAGUCUAUACUGUACCCACCUCUGUUCAUGAAGCUCAUUGACAUGGGCUUGUCUUUCCUGUUCGGCUGGAAGACCAAAAACAUAUCGGUUAGCCAGAAGCUCGCGGCUUAUCCACACUUGUAUUCGUUUACCAGCACCAAGUCGGUCGUCCAUUGGUUCCAGAUAAUUAGGAAUCAGUCGUUUCAAAUGUACGACGACGAUGUGCAAACACAUCUAUCAAUCCACACGUCGAGCAAGUACACGAAAGUCGCCAAGUAUCCAACCCGCAAUAUUAAGACUCCCAUUGUCUUGGUAUAUGGAGGGAGCGACUCCCUGGUUGACAUCAAGGUGAUGAUGCGAGAGUUACCUAAUAGGACUGUAGCAACGGAAAUUCCUCACUAUGAGCACCUCGACUUUCUCUGGGCUCGUGACGUUGACGUUCAAGUCUUUCAGCACGUAUUUGACGCCUUGGAGAAUUUCAAGGGCGCAGAGCAUUCGCUAGAAGAGUUUGAAAGCUAUCAACGAGCGCGUAGCGCCAGUCUAACAGCCUCUCAUUCUUUUAAACAAAAUGGAAGACUAAAUGGUGUUAGCACACAUCGUAGCAGCGACGCGUUCGAAUCCGACGGGGCUUCUGCGUCUAAUGGAAACCAGACCAAUGGAGAACAUCUAUUGAGUGUACAACACGAGGCGCGUGAAGAUCCCGUGAAUCGUUCCGAUUUCAGUCUAGAAGCGGCAGAACCCAUCAACACCGCAACGGCAGGUCUUCACAUCCAUCCUAAUUCUAGCGCCACUAUCGAUGAAAAUACGCCGCCCUUAACUUCACCUAAUAGACCGUAUUCGACUGGCGAUUACGACGGUGUGGGGGAUCUACCUACCCCCGCAACGCCUAGUCCCUCAGCUCAGAACAUCAAGCGGAAUCGCCGACGCAAUAGUGCUGCUAGCAAUCUCAGCUUGGAGGGUUCGAUGAAAGAGGGGCGCGGCAUCAAGAUUGGUGCUGCGAGACCCAUUAUAGGUAGCAGCAGCGAUGAGGGACGGAGGUUUUCUCGAUUAGACAGUCAUUAGACAGUCGAUAACCUAUAUAUACAUAUAUAUAUCAGUGCGACUAGACCUCGGUAUACAUGACUUGGGCGCGCGGAUAGAUGGGCGUUUUCAUAAAAGGGAGAAGGGUACCCAUUUUAGCAUAUUUUACCUAUAAGUUUUGGCUAUUGCAUUUGUCAGGGGGUUCGCAGACACGGGGACGGGGACUUGUGCGACGAGUUUCGAAGGGUUGGGGGUUUGUGUAUAGCUAGGAAUACAUACAUUACAUAUUUUAUAUCUUCAUUUA